GUUUUCUGUUGAAUCAGACUCGUGUUGAAGCUCUAAAUGUAGCAUGAUGCUUAUUUACAAAUAGAGGGUUAAAAUCGGUCAUCUUUGAAUUCAUAUCUUUACACUUUUUUCACCAGUAGCACAAAUACACUGUUAUAUACCAGGACGUGGCUUGCCAAAGACGUUUUACUUACUUUAAAUGAGCUGUUUAGCAGUUAGCUGUUUAGCUGUUAGCUGAUGGUGUUGUAAACAAUAUUCCACAUUUGAGCCAUGCUGUUAAAUGUUCUACAGGGAACAGAAGCUGGAGGAUUCAUAAUCAUUGAAGAUACUGUCAAAUACAGUGGCCGGGGCAUCCUAAAAUGUUUUAUUAAUGCAGCCUUAAAGAGGGACGAGGACGUGCAUGUGUUAGUGUUCGAGACCCCAGAGCAAGAACUGCGUGCUGGUUUGGACAGUAGCUGUGUGCACAAGCUUCAUUGUCACAAGGGUUUCCCUGAUCCCCUUGGCUGGACCUGCAAGUCCUCAUUCACAGUUGAGAAGUUCACUGCUCAAGAGAUUACUCGGCUUGUCAAAGAGACACAGCAUGCCAGAGCUUCAGUACUUGUUGUUGACUCUCUCUCAUUGGUUUUAAGGCAUCAUGACCCUGUUGUCAUCUGCCAAAGACUCCAGGAGCUCAAGAAAGGAGGAGUUAUAAAAACUAUUAUUGGUCUUCUGCAUUCAGACUUGCAUCAGCAUGGCAUUGAAGACAUUAUGUGCCACCUAGCCAGUACUGUUAUCUCUGUGGCACCUGUAAACAAUGAACGUCAUGCUGUGGCAAAGACCACUCGACGCACAAAGUCAGGCAAAGUUAUGCGAGGGGAAGAGUACUUCAGUGUGUCAGAGGAUGCAACCCUCUCUGUACAGACCAUACCACAUCAGCCUGGCCAUGCACAGAAAAAGGAAGAUGUAGCCGAGGCCGACCCAACAUCAAACUUGACCUUUAAUCUUCGUCUGUCUAAGGAGGAGAGAGAAGCCAAGGAGAAAGUAGCACUGCCAUUUGUAUUUAGUCAAGAAAAAAAAUCAGCUCUUCUGAAGCCAACUCCUGGCUCAGGAAGGAUUAUGUAUGAGCUUGAUGCCAAUGAUGACUUUGAUGAGGAAGAUCCAGAUGAUGAUCUUGAUGUGUAAAUGAAAACAGCACAGAUAAUGUGUAAAUGUUUCAUGGAAACAGUAAUUUCUAUAAAUCAUAAUUUAUGAUUCAUAAAUGUUAUUAAUAAUAAAGACUUUGAAAGUGUCUGGGACAGUCUCAUUGGAAGAAAACUAUUUGAAGACUAUGUUUGAGAAGUUGUUUGAUGAACCAGUGUUAUUAUCGAGUAUGCAAUGGAAUGCAGUUUUAAACUGAGGGUUUUUGUAAUGGUAGGAUAACUUAUGGGAGAAAAAUGUUUUAAGUAUGUUUGACAUAUUGUAUUCAAGCACUGUCAUUUAAAAAUAUUAUUCAGUAAUCACCUCAAGAUGGAGGAUAAUGAUCACUAUUAACGUGCUAUUUUUACAUCCUUUUUUUAAUAAAUGUUGACUGAAUUUGUUUUAUUUGUUAAUUGACUUGAGAUUUUGACCAAAUUAUCAUGCUUUUUCUUCAGCCAGCCCCACUUUAAAAUUGAAUUCAAGAAAUAAAUAAUGACAAAGGGGAUCUCCUAAUUCAAAUGUACCAUGGCAACCAUGGUUUACACCAAAAUAUCAUGGUUACUAAUGUUAUUAAUACUUUAUUAUUGAGGUAUUGACUACCAUCGUCAUAAGUAGCGUUUCAUUCUUGAAUCGUUCUUGGUCACUUCCAUUUUUUCUGUCACUAAUGUCUUUGUGUGUUUUAAAGGUGCACUCCGUAAUUUUUUACUCAUUAAAAAUUGUUUUGU
Molecule: messenger RNA, 1859 nt
Organism: Myxocyprinus asiaticus (Chinese sucker)
Lineage: Eukaryota; Metazoa; Chordata; Actinopteri; Cypriniformes; Catostomidae
Gene: elp5
Product: elongator acetyltransferase complex subunit 5
Exons: 8
Coding region: 250-1140 (296 amino acids)
Biological process (GO): tRNA wobble uridine modification
Cellular component (GO): nucleus; cytosol; elongator holoenzyme complex
Molecular function (GO): tRNA binding
Source: RefSeq, a predicted model, not a curated record